This is a messenger RNA of Schistocerca americana (American grasshopper), 1813 nucleotides long. RefSeq names its product transcription initiation factor TFIID subunit 12 (gene Taf12). Gene Ontology annotation, cellular component: transcription factor TFIID complex; SAGA complex; SLIK (SAGA-like) complex. NCBI's taxonomy places the organism in Eukaryota, Metazoa, Arthropoda, Insecta, Orthoptera, Acrididae. Gene Ontology annotation, molecular function: TBP-class protein binding; protein heterodimerization activity; DNA binding. The transcript is spliced from 4 exons. Bases 252 to 680 code for a protein of 142 amino acids. The record is from RefSeq and is a predicted model, not a curated record. Gene Ontology annotation, biological process: RNA polymerase II preinitiation complex assembly; DNA-templated transcription initiation.
CCUGCAGUAGUAGGAACUAGAAACUGCGAUCAUAGCUUCGACAAGCGGUUCCGUCAAUUUUGUGUGGUGUUAAUUGAGCCCAUCCUUUAAAUAUUUGUUUCUGCGUGAAAAAUAUUUUGUGUGUGCACUGAUGAAGUUCAUAUUCCACGAGGACUGGCCAAGGAUUCAGCCAUGGCUUCACAUCAGGAAAUAUUCUACCUGUCAUAUGCAAAAAUUGUUUAUGAAAACGUCCAAUUGUGACAACAAAUAUAAUGCAUGAUGAGAGAGCUGAGGAUAAUGCAAUAGCAUGUGGGCUAUUCACUUUAUUCCAUCACAUGAAGAUAGAUGUACAUUUGAUUGGUUUACCCCACAAAACAAAUGUGCUCACAAAGGCUCGUUUGCAAGACCUUGUAAAAGAAUUUGAUCACAAUGAACAACUAGAUGAAGAAGUGGAAGAUGUCUUGCUUGAAAUUGCAGAUGAUUUUGUGGAAUCAGCUGUAACAGCUGCAUGUCUGUUAGCUAAACAUAGGAAAGCUAAUACAAUUGAAGUUAAGGAUGUUCAACUCUAUUUAGAGAGAGACUGGAACAUGUGGCAGCCAGGUUUCGGUAUGGAAGAGCUUCGUCCGUACAAGCGGACGGCUGUGACAGAGGCACACAAACAGAGACUGGCACUAAUACGUAAAGCUGUAAAAAAAUAUUAAAUUUAUGUGUAGUGCACUGCUAAUUAUUUUAUUCAUAAAUGAAUGUCAUUAAUGCUUAAACUUAUAUCCUUUAAAUUUCCUGUUGUGCUGUCUAUAACUUCAUUUAUUUUUACCAUAGACGUAGCAGAAUAUUGAAAUGGUAAUGUUCUCCUCACAGUAUUUUUCAUCUUAUUCUAAGCAUCCUUGCUUCUAAAUUACAGGUACAAAUGAUUUACCCACUACAUUCUCUUAUGUUCAUUCUCAGUUAGAUCAUAGGUAUGAAGAUUUCAUACUGAUAUACUGUUUUCAUAUGUGGCAUUCUAUUUCUACCAGUGGUUGUUAGUGAUUUCAGUAUUUACUUGUUUACUGUCAUUUACAGCAGAUCAUAAGUUUUUCAAUGUGUUGCACAUACUUUUCACACUCCAACCAAAUAAUGUCAUGAGAAAAGAACUGGAUUAUUCUUCUGCAUAGUGUUCAGUUAUCAAUUUGGAAAUGCCAUUGCCCUGACUUUGGAUUUCCUCUGGUAACACCUGCUGUCCGUGUUUCAGCUUUCAUUUGUUUCAGGUCUGUUCCCAUGUGUUGCCCUUCUAUUAAAAAAUAGUUUCAAUUAGUUAAGUCGAAGUCCUGUUGUGCAGGGUUUCCGCAGUUACUUUCACUUCCAUUUAAUAAGUACCUCCAUGCUAGAACACUGCAUCCACAUGUCAAAGUGAAGUGAGUGGCAGUCAUUACCCAUUUCUCACUAACAAAGCUGCAUGGUCUCCUUUACCCUCACUUAGGCGAACACUUGUCAACUGUGACUUGGCUGGGAUGUGGCCCCUUCCAUGUGGCUAAGAAAACAUGGCAGUUAACUUUGUCACAACACAGUGUGGGGCAUAGAGGAAGAGAAUUUCCUGUUGUUCAUAAUGAUUGGUUUUUAUAGCAUAUUCAAACAUAAUCGUCAAUACUGUUUUGAAGACAGCAUGCUCCCACAUGCUUGUAUUUUGUCUUUAAUUUCUUACUGGUCAUCGUAAUAUCACUAUCCCCUCCCUCCCCCCAAACCCAUGCAGGCACAUACGCGCACGCUUACACACACACACACACACACACACACACACACACACACACACACACACAGAGAGAGAGAGAGAGAGAGAGAGAGAGAGAGAGAGAGAGAG